Molecule: messenger RNA, 708 nt
Organism: Aureobasidium melanogenum CBS 110374
Lineage: Eukaryota; Fungi; Ascomycota; Dothideomycetes; Dothideales; Saccotheciaceae
Exons: 1
Coding region: 1-708 (235 amino acids)
Biological process (GO): translation
Cellular component (GO): ribosome
Molecular function (GO): structural constituent of ribosome
Source: RefSeq, a predicted model, not a curated record
AUGCGCUGUCGUCCUUUGUCGCUAUAUUCGUCGCCGCUAUAUCGCAACCAAUUCUCCCCCUUCGCCAUCCGCUCCUUCACCACCACCCGCCUGUUGCGUCAAGACCAACCCGAGGCCUUCAUCCGCCAGCUCAAACAAGAAGAGAAGGAGACACGGUCCCAUGAUAUUUCUGCUACCCCUGGAGAAAACGCUGCCUCAGCACCCGCACAAGAACGCAAUGAGACUUCCUCAAUGGUCGAUUUAAUGGACAGCGUCCUAGAUGGCAACAAGGGCGUUCCCACUGCUUCUGAACAACGUACUUCUCGUUUCGCCACUCCUUCUGCUCAGGAGAAGAACCGUGUCAAGCCCAUGGACUCCAUGGAGGACUUCCUCACCAGUCUCAGACCCUCCAACAGAUCUUCAAACUCUCUAAGCAGUCUCUACAGGCCCGAGAUUCGACCUGUCAAGGAGCUCGACUUCACUCCUGGCCCUACCCUCGGCAAGACCGUACAAGUCAGGAAUGGUGGUGACGUCGGCCGUGCGUUCCGUGAGGUUGAACAGCUUUGCGGCAGAAACAGAGUUCGCCAGGACUUCAACAAGCAACGAUUCCACGAGCGUCCCGGUCUCAAGAGAAAGCGUCUACACUCUGAACGCUGGAGAAGACGAUUCAAGGAGGCUUUCCGCGGUACUGUCAAGAUGGUCAACAAGAUGAGGAAGCAGGGUUGGUAG